This is a messenger RNA of Dovyalis caffra, 984 nucleotides long. NCBI's taxonomy places the organism in Eukaryota, Viridiplantae, Streptophyta, Magnoliopsida, Malpighiales, Salicaceae. The record is from the annotation of a GenBank genome assembly.
AUGUACUUGAAAGGUAAAGAACUAUCUAUGAUUAAUGUUGUUGCAUUCAUUUGUUGGAAGCAGCGCUCUUCGCUUUCGUUGUCGGUGAUCACAAAGAUUUUUGUGCUUUCAACGCUAGCAACUACCAUCAAUCUUAAUGUUUACUAUGCUGGUAUGGCAUAUACUUCUCCAACAGUUGCAACCGCUUUGAGUAAUGUUGUCCUGAGUUUUACAUUCAUCAUGGCAGUGUUACUGGGGAUGGAGAAAGUGAAGAUCACAAGUCUUAGAGGAUGGGCUAAAAUGUUAGGCGCAGUUAUCUGCAUUACUGGUUCGCUGGUUUUCACCUUCUGGAAAGGAGGAUAUCUGUUCCAAAGUAUUGAGAGCAGGCCAUUGAUAAACAUUAAUAGCACCAAAGGUUCUGCUGGUGAGUACAGGCAUGCUAAAGAAAACUGGAUCAAGGGUUCUGCACUUAUUCUUACAAGCAAUAUUGCAGGGAGUGCGUCGCUAAUUCUCCAGGCUGUGGUUCACAAAGUCUAUCCAGCUCGUUUAUCGCUGAACACUUUGAUUUGCUUCUUCGCAUCAAUCCAAUCUUCUUUCCUUGCACUGUUUUGUGAAAGAAAUCCCGCAAUGUGGAAGUUGGAGUGGAAUGUGCAGCUCGUGACCAUUAUAUACUGUGGAGUAGUGAUCGCAGCAUUAGUCUACUACCUGCAAACAUGGUGUAUUAGUCACAACGGACCAGUUUUCGCAGCAAUGUUUACUCCACUACAAGUUGUCUUCGUCGGAAUAUUCUCAGCAAUUGCUUUUGCAGAAAGAAUUCAUUUGGGAAGCAUGAUAGGAACAGGUCUUAUUGUUCUUGGCCUUUACUGUGUACUGUGGGGCAAAAGGCAGGACGAAAAUGCUGCUAAGCAGCCUGAUGAAGGAAAAGGCAUCGGCGAUAAUAGAACAUUGGAGAUUUCUAUGGAUGACUACGCGUUAGCGAAUCCUGACCCAAGCGAAAGGAAGUGA